Gadus chalcogrammus (walleye pollock) is the source of this 2418-nucleotide messenger RNA. Its product is annotated as short-chain dehydrogenase/reductase family 42E member 1-like. The record is from RefSeq and is a predicted model, not a curated record. NCBI's taxonomy places the organism in Eukaryota, Metazoa, Chordata, Actinopteri, Gadiformes, Gadidae. Gene Ontology annotation, biological process: steroid biosynthetic process. The transcript is spliced from 3 exons. Bases 499 to 1689 code for a protein of 396 amino acids. Gene Ontology annotation, molecular function: 3-beta-hydroxy-Delta5-steroid dehydrogenase (NAD+) activity.
GCCAUGUUCCGACUGCGGGAUCUGUUUGCGAGGUCCUCCUCCUGUUCAGGAGGAGAACCUGAACAGACGCGUUAAUUUACUAGUCGACGUGUCGACUUUAAUCUCGUCACGGCAAAAAUAUUUUUUUUCUUCAUGCGUGGCCCUAAUACUCCGUUGUAAAUACUCCGACGUAACUUUAGGACACACAUUUAAACAUCACAUAGACAAAUUGCGUUUAAGUAGUGGAAAUCCAAAUCUUACUUAUUUUAUAGCUUAAGGUUUAUGGUUUCAAGUUGAUAUAUGUCAUGCAUGGUGAAAUGAAGAGUCCACUAUACCCGUGUUCAAUCAGGUCAUAUGUUAAAAGCCUGUGCGAAAUAUCCGAAGGAAACAAGAGAACGUCAAAUCGAAACAAAUAAUGCUCAACAAACAAUUGUCAAUAAAGAUUUGAACGUGAACUGUCUCGUUAAACUCCGCCCAGGGAAGUGGUAUCCUGGCUGAGCAGCAUUACCUAACAUCCACAUGUUUUCAGGCUCUACGAUGACAACCAUGAGAAGCACAAAAAAAGACACAUGUUUGAUCACAGGAGGAAGUGGUUAUUUCGGUUAUCGCCUGGCCUGCUCGCUCCAGUCCAAGGGGUCCACCGUCAUUCUGUUUGAUGUGAUUCCGCCCGUGACCGGACCGCUCCCAGAAGGCAUCACGUUCCUCCAGGGAGACAUCCGGGAAUACCCUCAGGUGCGGCGCGCCCUCUCCGGGGUUGACUGCGUCUUCCACUCGGCCUCCUACGGCAUGUCGGGCCGCGAGCAGCUGAACCGCCGCCGCAUCCAGGAGGUGAACGUCGGGGGCACCCAGAACGUCCUGGAGGCCUGCGUGGAGACGGGGGUCCACCGGCUGGUCUACACCAGCACCUUCAACGUGGUGUUCGGGGGUCAGGUGAUCGAGAACGGCGACGAGAGCCUCCACUACCUGCCCCUGCACCUCCACCCCGACCACUACUCCCGGACCAAGUCCCUGGCCGAGAUGGCGGUGUUGGGGGCCAACGGCGCCGCACUCAAGUCCGGCGGCGGCUCGCUGCGCACCUGCGCCCUCCGUGCCGCCGGUAUCUACGGGCCCGGGGAGCAGCGGCACCUGCCCCGGGUGGUGGGCUACAUCGAGAGGGGCGUGUUCCGCUUCGUCUACGGCGACCCCGCCAGCAGGGUGGAGUUCGUCCACGUCGACAACCUGGUGUCGGCCCACGUGCUGGCGGCCGGAGCCCUGAGCUCCGGGAGGGAGCCCAGCGCGGCGGGAGAGGCCUACUUCAUCUCAGACGGCCGGCCCGUCAACAACUUUGAGUUCUUCCGGCCGCUGGUGGAGGGGCUGGGCUACCCGUUCCCCACGCUGCGCCUGCCCUUGUCCCUGGUGUACUUUGUGGCCUUCCUCACGGAGAUGCUCCACCGCCUGGUCGGGCCGCUCUACAACUUCCAGCCCCUGCUGACGCGCACGGAGGUGUACAAGACGGGGGUGACCCACUACUUCAGCCUGGCCAAGGCCCGGGCCCAGCUGGGGUACGAGCCCCGGGAGUACGACCUGGCGGAGGUGGUGCAGUGGUUCAGGAGCCGGGGCCACGGCAGGAAGCCCGGAGGCUCGGCCCUGGGGAGGCUGCUGCUGAACGCGCUGCUGGUCUGUGUGAUGGUGGCGCUGGCUCUGUCGUACCUCCCGGGCGUCGGUGGCUGAGGUGGCUGAGGCGACCGAUUCUUGACAGGCUGGGUACUUUAUUCCAUGGGCGAAAUUUGGUCUCAGCUUUGGUAGGGACCCUUCACAGACAUAACCCAAAAUCACUACGUAGACUGCAUCAUGCUGGACAAUAAAUACUUUAAUAAAAUACAAUCUAGAUUUACAUGUGCACUUAUUCACAUUUAAACUAGCCUACUGCAAAAAAUGGUCAGGUGAGUAGAAGUUAGGAACUUCUUAAGCGAAUAACGUGGAGGCAGGUCAGAAGUGCGCGUGUGCUCCAGAGGUCACGUGAAUAUUCAAUCGGUGCUCGUGCCCAUUCCGCGACACACACUAACAUUGAUAUGUGUACGAUACUUCCUCGUGCGCACCAAAUACUUUCCCGUGCGCACCAAAUACUUUCCCGUGCGCACCAGAUUUUUUCUCGUGAGCACCAGAUACUUUCUCGUGCUCACGAGAAACGUUUAAUUUUUCUUUUACCCCAUGUCCCGUACUAUCAAAAUACUAGGCUGGAAAUACAUUUACCAUGAGAUCAUGUUUUCACUUGCUUUGUAUGUUUGUGUAUGUGUUUCCUUGUGUCUGUUCUAGUGCUACCAGUUUGUACAGCUGACAACAGCUUACAAUAAAUAAUAUUAUCUUUAAGAAUAAAUGUGCCUCCUGCAUGAGCUGUGCGUAGCUGGAUAGGGCCGCAGGCCUACUACUGUAUUUUGUUUCAUGUGGGAGAUGAAAUUU